Molecule: messenger RNA, 1776 nt
Organism: Exophiala mesophila
Lineage: Eukaryota; Fungi; Ascomycota; Eurotiomycetes; Chaetothyriales; Herpotrichiellaceae
Exons: 3
Coding region: 60-1403 (447 amino acids)
Biological process (GO): RNA polymerase II preinitiation complex assembly; transcription initiation at RNA polymerase II promoter
Cellular component (GO): transcription factor TFIID complex; SLIK (SAGA-like) complex; SAGA complex
Molecular function (GO): RNA polymerase II general transcription initiation factor activity; protein heterodimerization activity; transcription coactivator activity
Source: RefSeq, a predicted model, not a curated record
CGACGACAACACCCACGCUAAUCUCCCUGGUGUACGCCCUCAUCUCAGUGCCGUGAAAGAUGACGUUGUGGGGUCAAGACACGGUCAAAGACGUUGCGGAAUCGGUGGGAAUCUUGAAUCUGAACAAGGAUGUCAACCAGGCUCUCUGUCGCGAUGUGGAAUACCGCAUCUCUCAAGUGUUACAAGAAGCGUUGAAACUGAUGAAACACGCUCGACGGACGAUACUGUGGUCGCAAGAUAUCUCGCAGGCGCUGCGACUACUGGAUAUUGAGCCCUUGUACGGCUAUGAAUCGACAAGGCCGCUCAAGUACGGAGAAGCGUCGUUGGGACCUGGCCAGCCGCUGUUCUACGUUGAGGACGAGGAGGUGGACUUUGAAAAGUUGAUCAAUGCCCCAUUGCCCAAGGUGCCGAGAGAGGUGUCGUUUACUGCGCACUGGCUUGCAGUCGAAGGUGUACAGCCGUCUAUCCCUCAGAACCCAACAUCGAACGAAGCGCGCAACCUCGAACUCCUACCCAAAGGUCCAAACGCCAAUCCCGCACUGGCGGCCAUGAGUGGUGCAGACAACACGACAACCAAAGCGCAGGUCAAACAUAUCUUGAGUAAAGAGCUACAGCUAUACUUUGAAAAGGUGUGCGCAUCGGUGCUGGACGAAUCGCAGCCGGAAUAUAGAACAGCCGGUCUGGCGAGUUUGAAAGAGGAUCCAGGUCUACACCAACUCGUGCCCUACUUUGUGCAGUUUGUGGCAGAAAAAGUCACACACAAUCUGAGUGAUUUGUUUGUGCUCACGCAGAUGAUGUUGGUGACGGAGGCGUUGACGAGGAAUGCCAAGCUGAAUCUGACUCCAUAUGUUGCUUCGAUGAUCCCGCCAGUUCUGACAUGCUUGACCGGAAGAAAUCUUGGGUCAGGAGGUCUCGAGCAUUUUUCGCUGCGUGACCUGGCAGCAUCCCUGCUUGGUCAUCUGUGCGGCAAAUACUCAAAGUACUCGCACAACCUCAAACCUCGAGUUGCACGGUCUUGUCUGAAGACGUUCCUAGACCCGAAGAAGCCUUUAGGCAGUCAUUACGGAGCUGUGCUGGGGUUGAAAGCGGUGGGCGGGGCAGAGGUGGUGCGACAGUUGGUUUUGCCCAACCUCAAGGCCUUUGAUGAACUCCUACAAGAAGGAGUGCAGGAGGGAGGCAAAAAGGAAGAGGUGCAGAAGAUGCUAGACGCAAUAACCAAUGCGUUAGGGACCUUGGUGGACGACGACCUACCAAUGAUGAACGGACACAGCGAAGAAUCUGCAGCUGAACAACGGAGCAAGUUGAUAGACAAGAUUGGGGAAGUGAUAGGAGGUCACAUUGCAGACUUGGGACACUCGCAACUGGCCAAGGUUGUGCUGGAGGGGGAUCUGGCUGCUUUCUGAGCGGUGUAGACCCCUAUGCAGGACGACGCGCUUGUAUUUGUACGAAGCAUGAUAUGAAGCAUUUUACUGGCGUUGGGUGGAACAUCCAGGCGACAACGAUGGCGAUACCCGGUGGCAGCAUGAGGGUGACUGAAUGGAUAGUUGGGAGAAAAGUGGUUGAACUACUGGCUGCUUAUUGGGCGUUCAUGGUUAGAAGCAUGGCGAACAGAGCGAGGGUAAACAUUUAAGCCAUGAGACGAACAUGGGUACCAGGAGAGGUACCUACGGAUUAGGUAGUCAAGGAUGGACCAUGGACAAUCCACGUGCCGACAGCUUGCGCAUCCAUAACAGUACGAGUAGACCAGUAGGUACAAUUCCAUGGUAGUUUGGCCCA